This is a messenger RNA of Penicillium diatomitis, 1326 nucleotides long. RefSeq lists its product as uncharacterized. The coding region runs from base 1 to 1326 and encodes 441 amino acids. The transcript has 3 exons. Gene Ontology annotation, biological process: transmembrane transport. Gene Ontology annotation, cellular component: fungal-type vacuole membrane. NCBI's taxonomy places the organism in Eukaryota, Fungi, Ascomycota, Eurotiomycetes, Eurotiales, Aspergillaceae. The record is from RefSeq and is a predicted model, not a curated record. Gene Ontology annotation, molecular function: transmembrane transporter activity.
AUGGAAGUCAAGGCCUCCUUUUCCGACGACUCCCAGUCAUACGACGAUACAAAUUUGUCACUAUCUCUGGAAACCACAAAACCCACCGUGUUGGAUACUCUCCCGCCCAUCGAUGGAGGGGCUCAUGCAUGGCUGUUUCUAGCCGCCUCGGCUACAAUCGAAGCUUUGGUCUGGGGUUUCGCGUUCUCGUUCGGCGUCUUUCAAAGUUAUUACCGUGAGAGGGAAAUGUUCUCUCAGUCUGACAAUGUAGCGGUGAUUGGAACCUGCGCAACGGGCGUUGCAUACUUGGGCUGUCCUCUUAUGAUCACGAUAAUGAUUCUUCUUCCUCGCCACGCCAGAUGGUUCUCCACGAUUGGCAUGACUCUGAUGUGUCUGUCGCUCGCCGUGGCCUCGUUUUCGACGACUUUCACCCACCUUGUGCUGUCGCAAGGGAUUGGUUUCGGAAUUGGUGGAUGCAUCGCAUAUAGCCCGUCGAUUCUGUUCAUGUCCGAAUGGUUUGACAAGAAACGAGGACUUGCGUUUGGCAUUGUCUGGGCUGGAUCGGGACUUUCCGGCAUUCUCAUCCCUCUAGCACUGGACAAACUGCUUGGAAACUUCGGGUUUCGCACGACGCUGCGGAUAUUUUCUGCUUUGAUGUUCGUACUUGCAGCGCCGUUACUCUAUUUCCAUAAACCUCGCUUGCCCGUACCCAAACAGACUCAAUACGAACGGCUGAAUCUCCGAUUCAUGUUCAGUCGGAUAUCAAUCAUCUAUCAGCUGGGAUGCGUUGCCGAGGCGCUGGGCUUCUUCCUGCCAGCGAUAUAUCUUCCAACUGUGGCGCGCUUGCAGGGGGCCUCGAGCCUGGUCGCCUCGCUCACCGUGACCGCCUUGAACCUGGCAUCUGUGUUUGGCAGUGUAUCGAUGGGACAUCUGAGUGACCGAUGCGCCACCGGGACCUGCGUUGCCAUUUCCACUCUGGGAACAGUGCUGUCCGUUUUUCUCCUCUGGGGCCUUUCCACCUCCUUACCCAUCCUGAUUGUGUUCGGAGUGGCCUAUGGCUUGUUUGCCGGCAGCUAUUCCGCCAUCUGGUCCGGCAUGAUCCGAGACAUCCAGAAGGUGAAUCCCGAAGCGGAUGCGACCAUGAUCUUCUCGACCCUUGCUUUUUGUCGAGGCGUUGGCAACGUGGUGAGCGGACCGUUAAGUGAGGCGCUGAUCCACGCCGAUCACUGGCAGGGCCAUGCGAUAGGACCGUAUGGUCAAGGAUUCGGGCUGGUCAUCGUUUGCACAGGACUGACCGCUCUCGUGGGGGGUUCAUCGCUGGUGGCGCCCUUGUUUCAAUGGAUCUGA